Lachancea mirantina is the source of this 1005-nucleotide messenger RNA. The record is from the annotation of a GenBank genome assembly. NCBI's taxonomy places the organism in Eukaryota, Fungi, Ascomycota, Saccharomycetes, Saccharomycetales, Saccharomycetaceae.
AUGGCAACCGAUAAAGAGCUAUCAAAACAGUUGGAAGCGCAAAGAAAAGCAUUUGAAGCUCAGUUCGGCAGUUUAGAGUCUAUGGGGUUCGAAGACAGAACCAAAAUUGAUAACUUAGGGAGCGAGAAAAGUGAAGACAGUGAAGAUGGCGAUAACGGCGAAGGUGAGUCGGAAAACGAGUCUGACAGCAAUUGGGACAGUUUUGAAGGGUUUUCUGACGACGAAAUACAACAAAGCGACGAGAAAUUUCAAGAACGGAAACCUAAAGUGAUAAAAUUUCAAGAUCCAACUGAUUCGUAUGCUCCCCCGACGAAGCAGGAGCAGAGAUUGGUAAGAAGUGGACGGGCGCCAAAAUCGGCACUGGCGGAGUCUCGCGCUGCGCAAAUGGCCGAAUCUAAGAGGGUAGACAGUGAAGACAUGGAUACAGAAGCGGAAAAUCUCAAGAAUGAUUUGGAACUCCAGAGGUUUUUGAAAGAAUCGCACUUGCUAAGCGCGUUCCGCAGUGGCAGUAGCGGUGCAGAUCUUACUAUGAAAACGAUAGACAGUGCAGAGUAUCACGACGACGCACUGCAGGGCAAAGCACGCGCACGCACUUUAGAGAUGCGACUGAACAAUCUGUCCGCGACAAACGGACAAAACCGUAAGCUAGAGAAAGUGCCCAUGCACGUACGCAAGGGCAUGGUGAACAAACAUGUCAAGAAGAUUGCCAAGUUCGAAGAAGAUGCGCGCGAGGGUGGUAUCGUGCUGUCGAGGGUGAAGAAAGGUGAGUUCCGCAAAAUCGGUGCUACAUACCACAAGGACAUCGAAAGGCGUAUAGGCCAGAGCAUUGCAAUGAAGGAAUCCCAGCGGUCUGCUAAACGUCACCGCGGACCAAAAAUCCAUUCCAUAGGCAGAUCCACCCGGAAUGGAUUGGUCAUUUCGCAAGAGGAAAUUCGCAGAAUAAAUGGGACUUCAUCUUCUGGCAAGAGCAGAGGCAAGGUAAAUGGCAAACCUCGUCGGAAAUAA